AUAAUAAAAGAUAUCUUAUAUGAUUCAACGUAGUACAAUAUUAUGUGUCUGUGAGUACGAACUACGAAGUAUCGGACUAGAUCGUGUUCCAGCAAAAAAAUACUUGCGGUUUUUUUUUUUUUUUUUCCCUGACCUAAUAUCUGUCUGCUGGCUUUUCCAAACGGAUGCUGUUUGCGGCCCCUUUUCUUUGUUGCAAUAGGAUUACAUUCAAUCCUCAUACAUGAACCCGUCCAUAAAUUUCUUUAGUUUCGCUCCCAAUAGACUCCAUUUAUUUUCUUUUUAAAUUUGUUUCUUCUGUCUGCAAAUUUUCAUGACCCAAUAUAUUUACCCAAUAUAUUUACCCAAAAUAUUUAUUGGGAGGGAAAUCGGAUAAUAAAUAGGGCAAUCCUUUUUCCGGUUAAGUCGUUUCUGCCUAUCAAAAUAACAGCAGAUCUAAUCGAAUCCCAAUCACAGUUGGAGCUACCCCCGAACGAAAGUCACAGUGAACCAAGUCGAUUGUCGGCCAUCCUCGGUGAUCGAAUUUGAACGCUAUGGGGAAUUUCAGACCGUCAAAGUGUGCAUAUAAGCGGAAAACACCUGAAGACCAGAUUAGUCUACUUCCAGAUGAAAUCCUUGCUCGUAUCUUAUCAUUUCUAGCGCUCAAAGAAGCUGGUAGAACAAGCGUUUUGUCUAAAAGAUGGGAACAUGCAUGGACAUAUGUUUCUGAGCUCAAUUUUGAUGCAUUGAAUACAAUACGCGAGAUGGCAGCAAGGGGUGAGGGUUACAGGAGGGGACUUGAAAUCGAAAGGUCUAAGUUUGUUAACUGGGUAAACAAGGUGCUAGAUUCCCAUCAAACCUUGGAGUUGAUUUCUUUCCGUAUUUAUAUUGAUAUGAAUGAUUCCUUUCGGGAGGAUUUGGAUAAGUGGCUUCACUAUGCCUUGGAUAGGAGAGUCCAAAGGCUGGAAGUGAACCUGACCCGGCAUGGCUCUGAUGGAUUCUCUGACGAUUAUGCUCUUUCUUCUGAGUUUUUUGUUGCACACGCAAGUUGUUGGAGUUCUCUUAAAGUACUGAUUUUGAAGAGCGUCAAAAUCUCCGGGGCCAAUGUUGAAUACCUCUUGCACAACUGUACAUCUCUUGAAACUUUGGUUGUGCACGGCUCUGACGAUCUGACUAGUUUGGAAGUUCGCGGUCCACCAUCUCUUGCAUUGCAACACUUGGAAAUUCUCCACUGUAGCCUUAAAUCCCUGAUUGUGUGCAAUGCUGCUAAUCUCGCGUUGCUUAAGAUUGAUGACCCGGAUAAAGCAGUGCUAAAGAAUGUUUCGGGGCUCGUCCAUCUUGGAUUUUUCGGUUGUCCUUAUGGUGUUAAGGAUGUUUUUCAGAAGCGGUUUUCAUGCUGCUUUUCAAAACUGAAGGUUCUUUCCUUAUUUUUGGCUCCUCGUAGAGCUCAAGAGUUUGAAGAAAGCCUUCCUCAGCUGCCUUCACUGAAGCAAUUGUCUGUAAUACUUGGUCUAUGGUACGAGGAGAGCAUGCCUGAACUUACUUUCUUCUUUGAGGCAGCUCCAAACCUCGUAAAGUUUGUAAUAAAGUUGGAUUACCCCUUCAAAAAAAUGACUGGGAGCACCAUUGAACAGCAGUCAGAGAAUAGUGUUGUUGUAAAUCGCGGCGCCGUCCAACAUCUUAAAGUAGUUGAGAUACAUGGGUAUCGCGGCCGUAUUGAACUCGGCCUUGCCAAGUACUUUCUCAAAAAAGCAGUUUCUCUCGAGAAAUUUAUUGUUGAUCCGCGUUAUCAAUACACGAUUCGUGAAGGAGAACCUUGGUAUGAAGGGAUAAAUGUACGUGGUCGACAAGAAGCGAUAGCAGAUGAUGGGAGACGGUGUGCUAAGGAUCAACUCUCGGGAUUGAUACCUUCACAUGUAACCUUACAGAUUCUCUAGCCUGGCACAAAUGCAUGCUCUUCUGCUGAUAGAAGGAACCAAUAUUGGAAUUAUGUGAGCUUUGAAUGUUAUUCUAAGUUAUUCAACUUGAGGAGUUAAGGCGUGUAUCAAAUUGGAUUAUGUUGAAUUACUUCAUAUGUAUUAGUUUAUGUAUAACUCCUUUUUUUUAUUUAUUUAUUUAUUAAUGAUUUUUGUAUUGAUUGAGCCUUGAGGCAGUAUACUUUACUUUGGUCUUUAUGCCAAGGAUAUAUAUAUAUUUUUUUAUA
Molecule: messenger RNA, 2179 nt
Organism: Oldenlandia corymbosa var. corymbosa
Lineage: Eukaryota; Viridiplantae; Streptophyta; Magnoliopsida; Gentianales; Rubiaceae
Source: the annotation of a GenBank genome assembly